AUGCCACCCCCCCUCCCCUCCCACCACCGCGGCAUGACCGCAAACCCAGUCCGCCCUGGCCGCUACCGACCCGGAAAAGCCGUCGCCGAGGAGCCGUCCUCCGAAGAGGAAGAAGACGACGACGAGGCCGAAGCAGAGGCAGAGAAGGCGCGGAUAGAGGAGCGGCGCAGACAGGAGCGGUUGCGCAGGGAACAAGCGAAGGCGCCGCCGCCGAAGGCGAGUUCGUUUCCGGCGGGCGCGGUGACGAAGGGGGUGAAGAAUGUGAAGAUUCAAGAGGAAGAUGAUGAGGAGGGGUUUGUGACGGAGGAGGAGGAGGAAGAGGAAGAGGAGGAGGGGGGGAAAGUGGCACCUCGUGUUGCGGGCGACAAUGUGGGUGAUGCUUCUGCUCCUUCUGCUGCUGCUGCUCCUGUGGACAAGGUCCCAGCGAGGAAAGAGGAAAGUUCAGAGGAAGGGUCUGAAGAGGAGGAGGAGGAAAGUUCAGAAGAAGAGAGCAGUUCCGAAGACGAGGCCCCCCGACGGGUUCUCCUACGACCUACAUUCAUCAAAAAAGACAAUCGCAAACCAGCAGCCCCAGCACAAGACGGCCAAGGACCAGCACCGACAUCCGAAGCCCCCGUCGAUUCCGGCGCCGACAGCGAGGCGCGGAAGGCCCAACGACAAGAAAAAGCAGACAUGUUGAUUCGCGACCAGCUGGAGAAAGACGCCGUGGCGCGCAGCACGGCCAACCGGGCCUGGGACGACGACGACGAGCUCGAGUUCGCCGAAGAAGGCGCCAUCGACGAUAAAGACGGGGUGGACCCGGAGGCGGAGUACGCGGCGUGGAAGCUGCGCGAACUGAAGCGCAUCAAGCGCGAGCGCGAGGCGAUUGAGGCAUCGGAGAAGGAACGCGAGGAGAUCGAGCGCCGUCGCAACCUGACAGCGGAGGAGCGCGAGCGCGAAGACAACGAAUUCAUCGCGCGGCAGAAGGAAGACAAGGAGGCGAAUCGCGGCCAGACCGGGUUCAUGCAGCGCUACUUCCACAAGGGAGCCUUCUUUCGCGACGACCUGGAGCGUGAAGGACUGGACCAGCGAAACGUCAUGGGUGCGCGGUUCGUGGACGACGUCUCGCGCGAGACGCUGCCUCAGUACAUGCAGAUUCGGGACAUGACGAAACUCGGCAAGAAGGGCCGCACGCGGUACAGGGAUCUGAAGUCCGAGGAUACGGGUCGCUUUGGGGAAGGGUUCAACAAUCGGCGUCGCUUCGAGGGUGCGCCGGAAGGCAUCACGGACGAACGGUUCAUGCCUGAUCGCCGAGAUGACCGUCCCAAAGGCCCUACGGGGGCUAACGCGGGUCCCGUCCGCGAGAGACGCAGGUCGAGGUCUCGAUCCCCUCGACGAGAUCGCAGAGACCGCUCGGGCGAUCGAUAUCGGCCUGAUGAUAGCCAGCGGCGGAAACGAAGCCCUUCGCCCUAUGAUGACCGCGACAAACGAAGACGAGUGGGAAGUGAUUCCUAA
Aspergillus steynii IBT 23096 is the source of this 1494-nucleotide messenger RNA. RefSeq names its product microfibrillar-associated 1 family protein. The record is from RefSeq and is a predicted model, not a curated record. Bases 1 to 1494 code for a protein of 497 amino acids. Gene Ontology annotation, biological process: mRNA splicing, via spliceosome. Gene Ontology annotation, cellular component: U2-type spliceosomal complex. Gene Ontology annotation, molecular function: RNA binding. NCBI's taxonomy places the organism in Eukaryota, Fungi, Ascomycota, Eurotiomycetes, Eurotiales, Aspergillaceae. The transcript has a single exon.